AUGGAUGGUGUAUUAGAAGAAGGUGCCUUAAUGUUCCACGCAGCCAGUGAAACAACAGCGCUUGCACUAUGCUCAGCCUUAGUCAUGUUAGGGAUGCAUCACGAAAUUCAGGAAAAACUCUUUGAAGAAAUAUCGUCAGUACUUACUGACAAUACUCACAACGUUACACUGCAACACAUCAAUCAAAUGAAAUACUUAGAACGCGUGAUUAAAGAAACACUCCGAUUUUUUCCAACAAUUCCUUUUAUUCUGAGACAAGUAAACACAGAAGUCAAAUUAGGUUCUUAUUUUGUACCAGCUGGUUGUGACAUUCUAAUUCCCCUUGCCCAACUUCAUCGCUGGCCUGAUCUAUGGCCGAAUCCUUCAAAGUUUGAUCCUGAUAGAUUCUUGCCUGAAGAAAUCAAAAAUCGUCCUCGGGGUGCUUACCUUCCUUUUAGUACUGGUCCCAGGAAUUGCAUAGGUUGGAAAUAUGCUAUGCUGUCUAUGAAGGUUUUCUUGGCUGUCAUUUUGAAGCGUUUUAAAAUAGCAGAGUCCAUUGAUUACAAAAGAAUAGAGGACAUAGAUAUGGACAUGUAUUUAAUGGGGGUGGCUAAAAAAGGAUACAGGAUUAGACUUGAAGACAGAAAUUAA
Molecule: messenger RNA, 630 nt
Organism: Zophobas morio
Lineage: Eukaryota; Metazoa; Arthropoda; Insecta; Coleoptera; Tenebrionidae
Product: cytochrome P450 4C1-like
Exons: 4
Coding region: 1-630 (209 amino acids)
Molecular function (GO): heme binding; iron ion binding; oxidoreductase activity, acting on paired donors, with incorporation or reduction of molecular oxygen
Source: RefSeq, a predicted model, not a curated record